AUGAUUUACAGUAGAUUGAACAAUUUGAGUAUAUUACGGGCCAGAGUUAGUCAGUUAUGUCUGCCGAAAAAUGGUCGGUUUUAUUCCACUUUACUUCGGGAUAUCGACCACACAAAGCUCAAAGUUCAUCCCGCUACGACGUUAAAGCAGCUGACUCCCUAUAAAGACCUCGUAUUCGGCCGUACAUUCACUGACCAUAUGCUCACUAUCGAAUGGUCAAGAGACAGUGGUUGGGCUGACCCGGUGAUAAAAGAGUACAGCAAGCUUAGCAUUGAACCGAGUGCGUCCGUGUUUCAUUAUUCGUUCGAGUGUUUCGAAGGUUUAAAAGCUUAUAAAGAUAAAAAUGGGAGGACGAGGUUGUUUAGACCGGAUAUGAAUAUGAAGAGGUUUAAUAAUAGCGCGAAGAGAAUUGCGUUACCGGUGGGUUUGGAGAGCUUUAAGGGAGGGACGCGGUUGCGAGUUGUCAUAAACAUCGAAGAAGAUACUUUCAACGGCAAUGAAUUGAUUGAAUGCUUAAAAUCUCUCCUCCGUCUCGAUUCCCGCUGGAUUCCAAACGAACGCGGGUACUCUCUCUACAUCCGCCCGACGCUCAUCAGCACUCAAAAUACUCUCGGGGUUGGUCCAGUUUCGCAGGCGUUGCUGUUCAUCAUCUGCUCACCUGUUGGACCUUACUAUAAAACCGGAUUUGAUGCAGUGCGAUUAUAUGCAACCACUGAGAAUGUCCGCGCGUGGCCAGGUGGCACUGGAGAUGCGAAAAUUGGAGGAAAUUACUCGCCUUGCGUACAGCCGCAAGUCUUGGCGGCAGAGAAAGGAUAUCAACAAAACUUGUGGCUAUUUGGAGAUAAUCAUGAGAUCACCGAAGUUGGAACUAUGAAUUGUUUUACGUUUUGGAAAAAUGAAAAUGGAGAAACCGAACUUAUGACACCUCCAUUGGAUGGCUCAAUACUCGCAGGUGUUGUGCGAGAUUCAGUAUUAUCGCUCACGAAAUCGUGGGGCAAGUUCAAAGUCAGUGAACGCAAAUUUUGUAUGUCGGAUAUCGUUAAAGCGUCUGAGCAAGGACGGUUACUCGAAAUGUUUGGUACUGGGACUGCAUGCAUCGUUAGUCCUAUCAAAGAGAUUUAUUACAAAGGACGAGAUAUAAAAAUACCAUUGGAUCCAAGUGAUCCUUCGUCAAAUGCUGGGCCUCUUGCGAAGAGAAUUGCUGAUGAACUGAUGAAGAUUCAGUAUGAUGUGAGCUCUUCAAGACGUAAGAGCCGUAAGACACAUUUCUCUGCCUCUUCGACGGUUCGAAGAAGAAUAAUGAGUGCAAACUUGACCAAGGAGCUCAGGGAUAGAUACAACACCCGAUCAAUACCCAUACGAAAAGAUGAUGAAGUCCGAAUCGUGCGUGGUAAUCACAAAGGUCGUGAAGGCAAAGUGCUUCAGGUCUAUCGUAAGAGAUGGGUUAUUCACAUCGACCGCAUCACCAAGGAAAAACAGAAUGGCGGCAUUGUACACCUUGGUAUCCAUCCGUCGAAAGUUGUUGUUCAUAAAUUGAAGCUAGAUAAAGAUAGAAGAAAUCUUCUGGAACGAAAGAAUAGGUCCGCCACCGCAAGUAAAGGCAAGGGCAAGGCCGCGGAAGAUGAUGCUAUGGAAGAGGUAACGAUUAUGAUGUGA
Molecule: messenger RNA, 1656 nt
Organism: Paraglomus occultum
Lineage: Eukaryota; Fungi; Glomeromycota; Glomeromycetes; Paraglomerales; Paraglomeraceae
Source: the annotation of a GenBank genome assembly